Messenger RNA from Soboliphyme baturini, 441 nucleotides. NCBI's taxonomy places the organism in Eukaryota, Metazoa, Nematoda, Enoplea, Dioctophymatida, Soboliphymatidae. The record is from the annotation of a GenBank genome assembly.
AUGAGUCUGAUAGGAAAGACAAUCGCAAAACGCAUUAGUACGGCUUCCGCUGACGUUCACACGGUCGAAGUGAAAAGGAUGUUACGCGAAGUGUCAGCGGUUGUUCGACAUGUAUUUUGUGUAAUUGCACGUUUUCGUGCACUGAACAGUGUACUCGUCAGUAAUGCUGCUGACUCGUAUGGCGGCGAGUCGGAUAUGUCGGACCGCGCCAUCUACGACCGUAGCCCCUUGGCAACCGGAUCGAGUCGAGUGGUAACCGACUGUGCAAUGCUAAAUCGCUUUGAUGAGCGUUGCUGGUUUCGUUCAAGAAGCGGUUUGCGACACGAUCCAGGUGUGUCGAUGCGAUGGCUGUUGCUUGACUGCUCACUGACCCAGUUGCUGACCCAGUUGACGUCGUACAAGACGAACCGACCGACCGACAGGCAGCCUCAGUGCGAGUAA